This is a messenger RNA of Ogataea angusta, 2202 nucleotides long. RefSeq lists its product as uncharacterized. The coding region runs from base 1 to 2202 and encodes 733 amino acids. Gene Ontology annotation, molecular function: ATP binding; protein serine/threonine kinase activity. The transcript has a single exon. The record is from RefSeq and is a predicted model, not a curated record. Gene Ontology annotation, biological process: intracellular signal transduction; protein phosphorylation; intracellular monoatomic cation homeostasis. NCBI's taxonomy places the organism in Eukaryota, Fungi, Ascomycota, Pichiomycetes, Pichiales, Pichiaceae.
AUGCCGCUGUUCAGAAAACAGGGCGCUCCCUCUGAGUCGCCCAAGGCCCAGCCCAGCGUGAUGAUCAAUCAGGACGACUCAGAUUUCUCUUUGUACCAAACAAUGUCGAAUUCGCCGGUGGCCGACUUUCCGCACGGUCUUCCGGGCCGGAGUCGCAGUUCUACGGUGGCCAGGUUCAAAAAUCUAUUCAAUCCCCACGAACAUCAGGCUGCAAGGAUGGAACGGGCUGCUGGCUCGGGUAGUCACACAAGGAAGGCGGCGUCUCCACCCAAAUCUGCUGGAUCCUCCAACAGCUCGCCCAAGCUGGAAUCUGCUGCGGAACACAAGCUGAUUCCCAACGCUGAGCUGGUAGAAUCACUCAGCAAGCUCAAGAUGAUGCCUCCGGUGGCAGAAAACGACCUGGACAGCGUGAUAGAGAAUUCCGAAAAGCCAGUGAGGCCGCCGGCCUCGAUCCCCCAAAGCGGCUCCAACGCGUCGUCCUCGUCGUCGGUCACAUCUCAGGCACCUGCUCGUGGCCGCUCGGGGAAAUUCAUGUCGAAGUUUCUUGGGAACAACUUGUCGGAGGAGUCGUUGUCGCCGCCGCUUUCUCGAUCCAAUUCCAACAACUCGCGCCAGCGGUCGAGUUCCGUGUCUGUGGCGAACUCUGAGAGCAGCCAACAACCAUACAAUCCACUCAAACACACUUCAUCUGCAUCUUACUCCCAAAUUCACCUGAACUCCCAAAAGGAACAUCUCAUGAAGCUCAAGAACGGGCGUCUCAAAAUAGCCCCGGACGGAUCUGUCCACGAACACGACUACCUCAAGUACCGGACGCCGAUCUCGAAGAACACCAAGUCGUGGUGGGGAUGGACCAAGAAGAGAGAAGUCGAGGACGACGAGUUCUUGAGCAUCGAAAACAGUAUCAGUCUGCUGCCAGACUCAUACUCACUGCAGCUGAUGGAGCUCAAGAGCGACCCAAAGAACUAUCGCUGGAACUACGACGAUUCCGACUCGGACUCGGAUUCGGACGACGACUCGGAAGAAGAGGAAGAUGACGACUUUGAUGACGAGGCUGACGACCAGCUCAUAGAGCCGAUCAUCGGCAAAGACCAACUCACGCUUAUGAACAUGAUGAUGGAGAAGAUAGAGAAACCAGAAAAAUUCAAAGAAAAGUUGCAGACGUCAAAAAACAAGAAAAUGACAUUGAGCUCCAAGUACGGCCAUAUUGGAGGCGUGGUAGGCAGGGGCUCGUUUGGCACGGUCUGCAUUUCCGCUUUGCAGAACGCCAACAACAAGAAAAAGAAGUCUCUUUUUGCCAUCAAGCAGCUCAAACAGCGCCCAGGAGAGAGCCUACAUCAUUUCGGAAACCGUGUGACGUCCGAGUUCAUGAUUUCCUCGUCUCUGACGCACCAGGCCGUGAUCAACGUGUACGAUUUGAUGGUUGACCCGGUGACAAUGACGUACUCACAGGUGAUGGAGUUCAUGCCGUGCGGCGAUCUUUUCACGCUGAUAGCCAUGACAAACGGUCUGGAGGUGGUUGAGUGCGACUGUUUCUUCAAGCAGAUUCUCAACGCCAUCACGUACCUGCAUUCCGUGGGUAUCUCGCACAACGAUCUCAAGGUGGAAAAUUUGCUGUUGACACGCAAGGGACAGCUCAAGAUCAUCGAUUUCGGAACCUCUGCCGUGUUCAAGACGGCGUGGGAGGACAAGGUGCAGUUCUGCAAAGGCGCUUGCGGUUCCGAGCGGUACGUAUCGCCGGAACAGUUUGUGCCCGAAAAAAGCUACGACCCGCGACUCGCAGACAUCUGGUCGCUCGGCAUUAUCUAUCUGGUGAUGCUAUACGGCACGUACGUCUGGGAGAUUGCGAAACGGAGCGACGAGAGCUACGAGCAUUUCCUCGAGACCAGAGCGAUCUACGACUACACGGCGAAGUCGAAGUCUGCCAGCAAGCAGUUCCGACUCGUGAGAAAAGGUACCUUCAACCAGAUAGAGUCGAUCUCGAAGGGCCCUUGUGCCAGCUCGCGACGAUACGUGCUCUACAACAUACUGAACCCAGAUCCCAAGUACAGAAUGCGGUCGUACCAAAUUUGGCAGAGCGAAUGGGUCAAAAGCAUUCACGUUUGCGAGGCUGGUAGGGGAUACCUGUCGCAAGAGGACUAUAUCGACAUGGCGUACAAAACCCUUAACGAGGAACAGGCUAUACGAAGGAGUCCCGAAGCGUAA